Juglans microcarpa x Juglans regia is the source of this 1136-nucleotide messenger RNA. RefSeq names its product plant cysteine oxidase 3. NCBI's taxonomy places the organism in Eukaryota, Viridiplantae, Streptophyta, Magnoliopsida, Fagales, Juglandaceae. Bases 20 to 871 code for a protein of 283 amino acids. The record is from RefSeq and is a predicted model, not a curated record. Gene Ontology annotation, molecular function: oxidoreductase activity, acting on single donors with incorporation of molecular oxygen, incorporation of two atoms of oxygen. The transcript has 5 exons.
AAUCUCAAUCGAGGCCAAAAUGUUUUCAAAAUUCCAAAAAGCAUCCGAUAAGGUGACGAUAUUUUUGCAAAUCAAAGACUGUUGCUCCAUGUUUCUGAGGCACCUAAGCAUGACCAAGAAGACCUCCAAAGUCCAGGCUCUCUACGACCUCUGCAGCAAGACCUUCACGCCCUCACCGACACCACUUCCCCCUUCUCAAGCUGUCCAUAGGCUCUCUUCUCUUCUGGACACAAUAGGACCAGCUGAUCUUGGGCUUAAAGAGGAACAGUCAGAUGAUGAUCGAGGACAUGGAAUUUUCGGACUUAGCCAGCUAAACAGGGUAGCACGAUGGGCACAACCAAUAACUUAUCUGGAUAUUUAUGAGUGCAAUGAUUUUACGAUGUGUGUAUUUUGCUUUCCUACUUCCGCAGUUAUUCCACUACAUGACCAUCCAGGGAUGACCGUUUUUAGCAAAGUUCUCUAUGGCUCUUUGCAUGUGAAAGCUUAUGAUUGGGUUGAGCCUGCCCAAAUCCAGGAAAGCAAGGGACCAAGUUCCUUUCCAGUUAGAUUGGCAAAGUUGGCAGUUGAUAAAGUUUUAGCAGCACCAUGUGAAACAACUGUUCUGUACCCAAUGAGUGGGGGUAAUUUGCAUUGUUUUACGGCACUCACCCCUUGUGCUGUGCUUGACAUCCUCUCACCUCCCUACAGAGAGGCAGCAGGCAGAAAAUGUUCUUACUACCAUGACUACCCAUACUCAACCUUCUCAGCAAGAAAUGGAGCUGGUAUAAUUAAUGGAAAAGAAGAGGACUAUGCAUGGCUUGCAGAGAUAGAAACACCAGAUGAUCUCUAUAUGCGCCAGGGAAAAUAUGCUGGCCCAGCUAUUCAGGCAUAGCCCUUACCGCAUCCAGUUGGUAGGUAGCCCAAGUUUCUCAUUGCUUUCAGUUCAAGUUUUGGACUGCAGCAAAUGUUAUUGCCAUGGUUACUGCCAGUCUUACAAAAGAGGCACUAAAAUGCUGAUGAAGCGUGCUUUAUAGAUGAUUCUCCCCUAUAUUUUCAUGAAGAAAUUUACUUGAGAUGUAGAAUUUUGUUCAUAGAACCGUAACAUGAAUUGAAUGAGUAAUCUCUAAGCUAGUAUGUCAUUUUUUGCAAGGGUUUUA